AUGUCCGAUGCGGGUAGCGAUGCUGCGAAGGGCCUCUCAGAUGACGAAGUUGGUGGACCAGUCGCGCCAGCAGAGAGCGAAAACGGAGGAACACCACGUGAUACGGUAGAAGAGAAUGGGCUGGACGACGACGAUGAUGAUCUGUUCGGUGAUGGCGGUGAUGCAGAUGAAGAGCCAGCAGUCGAACAACGCCAACUCGACGAUGAAGAGCUUGAUUCGGGUGACGACGAGGGCCGCGCAGACCGGGCGCCACAAGCUGCCGAGUAUGAGCAAGAGCAGCAGACGCUGUCUUUCAUGGAGACAGAUCUUGCGCGACACGCCGUACCAGAGCCUAGCGAUGGCGAGCUUUACCUACUGAAGGUGCCGCGCUUCCUGGCGUUCGAGCCGACUGCUUUCAACCACAAAACUUUCCAGCCACCGACGACAGAUCACCACUCCAAGUUUGCUGCAUCCGAGCACUUUUCCGCCUACGAUACCGCCAUGUCCACAAUUCGAUGGCGACGAUCGCCCUCCAACCACGCCGAGCUACAGUCGAAUGCACGCGUCCUGCGCUGGUCUGACGGCUCGCUGACUCUGCAGCUUGCCAGCGACCCUACCACACAGUUUGACAUUGACGCGAACGCACUGGCUCCCCCGCAGGUCAAUCCCAAAAUUCCCACACCAACUUCGACGAAGCGGAGCGCAAAGGGCGACAAGGAGAGCUACACAUACCUUGUUGCGCCGUAUGAGGAGGCCCAGAUCAUGCGCGUGACUAACAAGUUCACGACUGCGCUGAGUGUUGUCCCUGCAACGAACUUGAAAGAUGCUGCGCUCGAGAAGUUGCAGAACGACUUGGCAGCUGCAGCAACCCGUGGCCGAGAUGAAGCUGACCAAGCCAUCUCUUUCGUCAACGUCGAUGAAGAUCCCGAUCUUAUUAGGCAACGAGAAGAGGCGACUUUUAAGGAGAGGCAGCGACAAGCUAGAGCGAGGGAGAAGCACGCCGAGCGCCAGGCCGAGCGCGCGAACCGUGGUGCUGGGGGACGCACUGGAGGGCGCACAGCAGGUCUCAGCAUUGGCGAUCUCGAAGAUGACGACGGCGCACCACGAACGAAGAAGCCGCGCGCAAAGACUGGUCUACGACGAGACUGGAGCGACGACGAAGACUACGGCCGAGGUGCUGGCAGAAACCGCGAGGACGAUUACGACGAGGAGGACGAUUUCAUCGCCGCCAGUGACGAGGAGCCAGAAAUCGUCGAAGACGACGACGACCCAGAUGAAGGCAUCAUGGCGAGUCCAAAGCGGAAGAGCGGCGGCAACGACGACGACGAUGAUGACGACGAGGUGGUCCCCAGCAAUCGGACAAAACGGAGACGAGUCGUGGAUGACGACGAAGACGAUGAGUAA
This is a messenger RNA of Ascochyta rabiei, 1383 nucleotides long. Its product is annotated as Paf1 complex component. Gene Ontology annotation, cellular component: Cdc73/Paf1 complex; nucleus. NCBI's taxonomy places the organism in Eukaryota, Fungi, Ascomycota, Dothideomycetes, Pleosporales, Didymellaceae. Gene Ontology annotation, molecular function: RNA polymerase II C-terminal domain phosphoserine binding. The transcript has 2 exons. The record is from RefSeq and is a predicted model, not a curated record. The coding region runs from base 1 to 1383 and encodes 460 amino acids. Gene Ontology annotation, biological process: positive regulation of transcription elongation by RNA polymerase II; transcription elongation by RNA polymerase II.